AUGGUUAUAACUCUCAAGAAGGAACUUAUGAUACGCAGCCACAAGACCGUUGAUGGGAGAGGAGUCCGAGUGGAGAUCACAAGAGGACCUUGCAUUGGAAUAGAGAAUGUUAAACAUGUUAUCAUUCAUGGAAUCAACAUUCACGAUUGCCGAAGACGAGUGGGUUUAGUUCAAAUACCUCCAACACUUGGUAGCCGUGGAAAGGUCGGAUGCAGUGAAGAUGAGCAGGAAUGCAGUGGCGAUGCUGUCAACAUAAAAAAUUCCUCUCACAUUUGGAUAGAUCAUUGCUAUCUAUCCAACUGCACAGAUGGACUUAUUGAUGUGAAUCAUGCAUCCAAUAAUGUCACCAUCUCCAACUCUCGGUUCACUAACCAUGUCAAGGUUUAA
Messenger RNA from Oldenlandia corymbosa var. corymbosa, 387 nucleotides. The record is from the annotation of a GenBank genome assembly. NCBI's taxonomy places the organism in Eukaryota, Viridiplantae, Streptophyta, Magnoliopsida, Gentianales, Rubiaceae.